Molecule: messenger RNA, 2193 nt
Organism: Phlebotomus papatasi
Lineage: Eukaryota; Metazoa; Arthropoda; Insecta; Diptera; Psychodidae
Gene: Orai
Product: calcium release-activated calcium channel protein 1
Exons: 4
Coding region: 625-1608 (327 amino acids)
Biological process (GO): store-operated calcium entry
Cellular component (GO): membrane
Molecular function (GO): store-operated calcium channel activity
Source: RefSeq, a predicted model, not a curated record
GAGAAUCCCACAUGCACAGUGCUUUUGAACUUAUCAGACGUCGGACGCAUUUGUUCUGAACGCUUGAUCUGUUCUCGCGACGCGAUUUUCACCGAUUUUUUUUGUGAAAGCACGUGAACCUAAGUUAAUUUUAAGUGAAUUUGUUUUCUUCUGAUAAAAAAAAGAAUAUUCUGCUCCAGAUAAAAUCGUCAUUAUAUUGAACUAGUAAAAUGUUAACUCUAACAAACUUUUCCCUUGCAAUGAAAAUCAAUCGUCACAUCGACAUUCAGAACUAAAUCUGAAGAGGAAGACAAAUUCAGUAUCGAAUAAUUACAAAUUGACAGUGAGCCAAAAAAAAAAAGAAAAUUUUGUGAAAGAAAAGUGAGACACGAGAAGUGACAAUAAAUUCAAGUAUUAUUUUUUUUUCGUCAGUAUACAAUAAACGGUGGUUUUUGUCGAGAAAGUCGAGUAGCACGAAAAUAUGUUCUAACAUUCCAUAGAGCUUUUUCCGUCUUCAGCAAAGUGAUUCCGUGUAUUUUCCCGCCAUAAUUUCGCGUCCCUUAUCAACCUCCUAAAUCUUUAGUGCUUCCCGCGUUUUUUCUCUGUUACAUAUUUGCUCCGAUUGACUACAGGAAGUGGUGAGCGAUGUCUGUGUGGACAACGAGUAGUGCCGGUUUAGACACAGUUCUUGCCACAACUCUUGGCACUUCCAGCCACAGUCUCACCCGCCAUCACAAUAAUCUCAACCUCAAGCCAUCCAACUCUUCGCAUCAUCUGAACUACCAUCAGACACAGCAACAACAGGCUCAACCUCAACAGCCCAGCAGUGGCAGUGGUUCCAUCUCCGGAUCAUCACCAGGAGGACACUGUAAUCCCACUUUCAACUAUCCCAUAUCACCGCCCAACUACUGGAAGCAGUCCAACUUCAACAGCAGUGGCACAAAUCACAGCAAGAGACGCUCAAUCGGAAUGUCGCAAUCCGGUGAGGACCUUCAUUCGCCCAGUUACCUAUCCUGGCGCAAACUCCAGCUCAGCCGGGCUAAACUUAAAGCUUCCAGUAAAACGUCAGCUCUCCUUUCAGGAUUUGCAAUGGUCGCAAUGGUGGAAGUGCAACUCAACAAUGAUACACAAGUGCCAGUUGGAAUGCUGAUAGCUUUUGCUAUCUGCACGACACUCCUGGUGGCCGUUCAUAUGCUGGCCCUAAUGAUUAGCACCUGUAUCCUGCCUAACAUAGAGACUGUUUGCAAUCUGCAUAGCAUCUCUCUUGUCCACGAAUCUCCACAUGAAAGACUGCAUUGGUACAUUGAGACAGCAUGGGCAUUCUCUACACUACUGGGACUGAUACUAUUUCUCCUGGAGAUUGCUAUUCUAUGCUGGGUGAAAUUCUACGAUCUGAGUCAGGCAGCCGCAUGGUCAGCAUGCAUUGUGCUCAUUCCCGUUCUCAUAGUCUUCCUGGCUUUUGCCAUUCACUUCUACAGAUCCCUCAUGACACACAAAUAUGAGGUGACAGUGUCUGGGAUUAGAGAAUUGGAGAUUCUCAAGGAACAAAUGGAACAUGAUCAUCUUGAGCAUCAUAGGAGUGUCAACAAUGGACUCCACUACAACAGUGCCUCGGCAGAAAUUGUCUAGCGAUUGGAAGUAGAGGGAGAAUGACUAGAACAAACAUCCCGGAAGUGCCUGAGGACUUCCAGUAAACCACUUGAUAUGAGUGGAAAAUCUCUUCAAAAUGUGAUUGCGUUUCUAUAAGCAAAAGCGAAAAUCAUAAAGACAAUUUUUCCGUGUGAAUGUGAUCUGAGAAAUCUUAGGAGAGCGACAUAAUUUUUUUUAUAAAUCUUUUCUCAUCUCAUUUUAUAUUUUUAACAAUAUUGGUAUCCAUCCCCAAGACAGCUCCUAUUUUGUGACAAAAUACACCUUCUCCGUUUUUUUUUGCGCAUUCGUGAGAAUGUUCUGAGAUGUUUUACUACUUAAGCGAUAGUUUAGUAUUAAGGUGUACUUAUUGUUUAAGAUACUGUGAAUAUUUUUACACAAUUUGUCUUCCUUUGAGAAUAUGGGGAGAAUGGUUUUGGGGGGCAUGAAAAUGAAGUCAGAAGAAGCCUUCCUCGUGAGAAACAUAACCUCAAACCAAAAGCAAUAUGUACACGUCAAUGUUUUCGCAGAAAACAUCAUGUAAAUAGAUAAAUUGUAAUAAAAAUUAAUAAUUUAACAAACUUACCA